GGCGGGCCCCAGACCCUGACACGCUGAUGGAGACUGCAUUCGUGACCGCCCUCGAUUCUGCCGGACAACCUCACGGACGACAGGACGACGGCCUACCACACAAGACAAAACAGCCGCAGAACAAUCUUAUCCUGCAUCUUCGGAAUGCUUUCGACAGCAUAAACACCACGGACACCGCGUCCAGAUCGCUCCGACGCCGCUGCUUUUGCAUCCGCAGCCCUCCAACUCCCCUUCCAACACAACGGCACCGCAGAAGGGGACCAACCGUUGCAGCUGCCACCAAACGCCGAGCGUUAGACAGAGACACACAUAACUGGCGCGGACCAUUCUGGCUCGAAUCGGCUGCCCUAGCCGAGCCCGUUCUUCGAGGUAGCUAGCUACUGGGAAGCGCCUGGAGAGGUGCGGCAAACCUUGCGCUGGUCGGCUUGGUGUCUUGCUGCCCCCUCCCCCCUCAGCAUGUCUUCACGCAACCGCAACGCGCGCGGGCCGAACCGCAACAGCGGCAGCACGCAAGGGGAGGAAGCACACUUGUGGAGCCAGGUCAAAGACGACAUGCGGGCCAUGAUCGAAGGCAUCAACGGCAGCAACGACUCGAUCCGCGCCAUCGUGGCGCAGGACAGCUACACGGCCAAGAACAGGGACACCGUCGACCUCGCCGCCGAGGAGCAGAAGCUGGACAACCUGCUGCGCGCCGGCGUCAAGGGCGCAGACCAAUGCAAACAGCAGAUCGACGCGCUAAUCGAGCACGUCACCGUGCUGCGGGCGCUGGUGAAAGCGCGGGAGGACGCGGAGGCACAAGCGGCCGGCGCCGCGGGUCUCUCGGCGCGCGAGCGGCCGAGCGGACUGCUCUCGGCAUCGUCGAGGUCGGCGUCGGCGCGGGCGGCGAGUGCGCGCGACAAGGAGCGCGAGAGGGACAGGGAACGAGACCGCGAUCGCGAUCCCGGGUCCGUGUACGAGUUCGACGGCUCCGGCGACUCCCCCGUGCCCUCGCCGGUGGGGAGGAAACUCGGCGGCAGCACGGGGGCCGGCAGCGACCGCUCAGCAAACCGGGACAGCGUCCCGCCACGAGGCGGAGACCGAGACACCCCGGGGAAGGCGGACAGCGUGCCGCCCGAGUCCGGCGGCUCCGCCUCGGCCACGGCAGCCCAGCGCGCCAAGGUCUCCUUCUUCAAGGGCCAGGACGUCGUGUUCAAGCCGAAGCCGACGACUACGACGGAGAGCACGGAAUGGAUGCUUGGCCAGGUGCAGCAGGUCCUGGGCGAAGGCAAGUCGCGGCGGUAUAAGGUGCAGGACGCCGACCCGGACUUGCCGCCGGGCGAGCGGAUCGAGUACCGGACGAGCGCCAGCAGCAUGAUCCCCAUUCCCGCGCCGGGGGUGGAACUGCCCGAGCUCGAACGCGGCAAGACCGUGCUCGCGCUCUACCCGGAUAGCACCACGUUCUACAAGGCCGAGGUGAUGGGGACCGAUGCGGCCACGGGCAAGGUCAGCCUGCGGUUCGAGGGCGAGGAGAACAACGUCACGUUGCAGCUCGUGGACCGGCGCUUUGUCGUCGAGUACAGGAACUGACAUAACUACCGGCCGUCCCACGAGACGGCCUGGAGCCUGCGGUGCGGACGUGCCAUCUUACUAUCUGUUUGUUCCCCGGGUGUGGGGGAUCUGGGGUCAGAGGUCGAUGGAUACUCAACCCAGCGUCCGAAGUUUACACAACCUUAACACACACAGUAUGGUUAAAUUAGCGGGUUGAAUCUCCACCGCUGGGUGGUUCCGCGACGGGGACGUGCACUGGC
Messenger RNA from Thermothielavioides terrestris NRRL 8126, 1787 nucleotides. RefSeq lists its product as uncharacterized. NCBI's taxonomy places the organism in Eukaryota, Fungi, Ascomycota, Sordariomycetes, Sordariales, Chaetomiaceae. The coding region runs from base 457 to 1566 and encodes 369 amino acids. The record is from RefSeq and is a predicted model, not a curated record. Gene Ontology annotation, cellular component: SAGA complex. The transcript has a single exon.